This is a messenger RNA of Somion occarium, 947 nucleotides long. The record is from the annotation of a GenBank genome assembly. Lineage: Eukaryota; Fungi; Basidiomycota; Agaricomycetes; Polyporales; Cerrenaceae.
CUUGGAACGACUUUGCAUCAUGAAGCCUAAAGGCAUCCCUUCGCCGGCCGUCCUUUUUCUGUCGUCGACUGCGUUGGCGAACGUGAUUAUAUUACUCGCUACGAUGUACAGAGCGUACGCACCCGAGAAGCCUUAUGUCUUCUCGUAUAUUGGUAGAGAGUAUCCUCUCGAGGUGCCUACCGGCCCAGUACCAACGGUAGAGAUGACCUUUCAAGAGUCCAUACGAUUCGGACUUGCAGAUAACACAAGCGCACCGAACUGGGACACCCUCGUAAAGAAUCAGUUCGGAAUCGGGUUCCACCACAUUGGUCCCUUUCACCAUCGCUACAUCUCAGCCGCAUACCACGCCUUACAUUGUGUUUUUUCUAUGGGCCGAGACAUGGAGAAACCCAACCAUCUCACGGAUACGAGUCACCAUCUCGUUCAUUGCAUGAUGUAUAUGCGACAGUUGUUCAUGUGCAACGCCGAUGCUACCCUCGAACCGGGUGAUUUCAUGGCUCGCAAUUUGUCUAUCGACCGGAUGGGAGUGACACGCCAAUGUAGGGAUUGGAGGACGGUUGCCAAGUGGAUAGACCAAAAUGCGGUAGAGUGGGCUAAGUAUAAUGGGGUUUCCGCGGAAGAUAUACAGAAAUUCUUGCAAUGAAGAUUCGGCUCGGUAUGCCAAGUUACGACCUUAGCUUUUGCUGUAUGAAUUUUGUUAGUUUAAUUUUCCUAGGCUUUGCUGCACUACCAGCGUACGUCCACCUGACGAAUCGUUCAAAAACGAUCUAAGGUGCCUGAUGACGACCCAAUUACCCUGCGUCAAACUACUAUACGAAUCCGAAACUGACAAACUGCGCCAGGAUAACACUUGACGUUUUCAUACCCGGGGUGUUAUCGCAGUUGUACAGUUGCGGUGCCAUAAGUGCGACGUCAACGGCGUGUUCUAACAAACCAUUUUCUGAUAU